This is a messenger RNA of Brassica rapa (field mustard), 1560 nucleotides long. RefSeq names its product pentatricopeptide repeat-containing protein At5g16640, mitochondrial. Gene Ontology annotation, molecular function: protein binding. NCBI's taxonomy places the organism in Eukaryota, Viridiplantae, Streptophyta, Magnoliopsida, Brassicales, Brassicaceae. The record is from RefSeq and is a predicted model, not a curated record.
AUGUCCUCCUCUGCUGCUACUGUUGCUCAAACAGCCUCUCCUCUUCAACCUUCGACGAUCUCUGCCUUGAGGCAGAUCAAAGAAUGCAGACCUGAUGUAGUUACAUACAACUCUCUUAUCUCGGGACUUUGUAACGCAAGUAGAUGGGGUGAGGCUUUAAAGAUGGUGAGGUGUAUGAGUGAGAGUGGUCUUAGCCCUGACGUGUUUACUUUCAACGCGUUGAUUGACGCUUUUGUGAAAAGAGGGAGUCUUUUGGAGGCUGAGGAGCUUUACAUGGAGAUGGUUAGAAGGUCUCUGGAGCCUGAUGUUGUUACUUACAGUUUGCUUAUCGAUGGGCUUUGUGUGUACAGUCGGUUAGAUGAAGCGGAGCGGAUGUUUGAGUAUAUGGCUAGCAAGCGCUGCUUCCCUGAUGUGGUGACUUAUAGUAUUCUCAUUAAUGGGUUUUGCAAGUCUAGGAAGGUUGAUUAUGGGAUGAAGCUCUUCUGCGAGAUGUCUCGGAGAGGGGUGAUUAGGAAUGUGGUGACUUAUACGAUUCUUAUCCAGGGGUAUUGUUUAGCUGGAAAGGUUAAUGUUGCAGAAGAGAUUUUGAGAAGGAUGGUUGGUUCUGGUGUGUCUCCUAAUAUUGUCACUUACAAUGUUUUGUUGCAUGGUUUGUGUGAUAAUGGGAAGGUGGAGAAAGCGUUGGUGAUGUUGGAGGGUAUGGAGAAGAGUGGGAUGGAGGGUGAUAUAGUUACGUAUAAUAUCAUCAUUCGCGGGAUGUGUAAAGCUGGUGAGGUUGCACAUGCUUGGGGUUUGUAUUGUAGCCUUAAUCUGAAAGGACGUGUGCCUGAUAUUUGGACGUACACUACGAUGAUGUUGGGGUUGUAUAAGAAAGGCUUACGGCGUGAGGCUGAUGUGUUGUUUAGGAAAAUGAAAGAAGAUGGGAUCUUACCAAAUGAAUGUUGUGUGUAGUGAAGCUUUAGUUAGGAGUAGGUGAAUCAGGUUUAGUAACUCAGGAGAGCUUGCAAGAUAUUUUAUAUUCGAGUCAGGCUCCUUCCUGUGAGGUGCUUGCCCCUGGAAAGAUCACGCAGAUCUUUCAAAGCCGAGGUUGGGAUACUAUGAGAUGAGCUAACACAUGUUCACAGUUAUUAAGAGAAACCAUAGAGAUCUCAGGGGACUUAUUGACGACAGAGAUUACAGAAUCGAAGCUCGCAUCAUAUAUGUAUCAUGUUUCUCUCUUGGAGGAUGUUUUCCCUUGGAAUGAAAAGCUCAGGUCUCUCAAGACCAAGUUGAGAUUUUAUGAGAAGCGCUGAAUCUAUCAGAUAGGGCCAGGUUAUCUAGAUGUUGAAGGCAUGGACCUACAAAGAACUUCUCUAGGAAACUCAUUACAGGUUGUGAUAGGUAUGUCAAUUUUCUCUUUACGAAGUAUGAAGGAAGUUGAUAUUUCCUUUGUUUUAAGUAUAGUUGAAGGUUCAUGGAUAUAUAAUAUAUCUAUGUCCGUUGUAGGUAUUGGUAAACACAGCCGUACGGCACAAGUAAAUUUAAACGUUGUAAUUUGAAGAAAUACAAGUGUUUCAUGUG